Penicillium paradoxum is the source of this 384-nucleotide messenger RNA. RefSeq lists its product as uncharacterized. The record is from RefSeq and is a predicted model, not a curated record. NCBI's taxonomy places the organism in Eukaryota, Fungi, Ascomycota, Eurotiomycetes, Eurotiales, Aspergillaceae. Bases 1 to 384 code for a protein of 127 amino acids. The transcript is spliced from 3 exons.
AUGGCUACCACUGCAUCUGCCACUGUAGGCCCCCCACCCCCUCCUCCGCCCCCUCCACCCCCUCCACCAGGCCGUCAACCAAGUGACCGGCCGUACUUCGAACAUCGGGAUAGGGCCAAUCAACGUCGGAAAGACGAGAAGGCGGAGGCACUGUAUGACGCGGCAUAUGGUUCAUACGAAUGGACAAUUGAUUCACGUGGGGAUAUCUGUAUAAAGGACAAGAAGCCCGCACGCGGGUCCCGCUCACGCCGUGCUGCUGCCAAGCGGGCAGCGGCCGAGAAAGAGGCCAAAGCUGCCUCGCAAGAUGCAGAGCGUGGCUCGGACCGGCAAAAGUCGCCCGAGUCCCCAGCCUCUGGGGAGGAGGAAUCCCCGGCUUCGCCGUAG